AUGGAGGUUGAACAAUUCACCACAAAUAUCCCGGAAAGAGUUUCAAAGGGAGUAGCAGUGAGAAAAGACGAGUCCAAGGCCACGCUGACCUGCGUCCACACACAAUGGUACGCGCUAACAGCGGACGACACUGGUGGGAUGCUCGUUCGCUCCGACACGCUGCCUAAAAGGAAGCAACAAAAGGACAAACUUCCUCUGCCCCCGGACCACGGGCGUUGGGACCACUGUCAGACACAACACGGGGCAUUUUCUAUCCGUCGCCACUUCAUCACUGAGAUAAAGACAGGAAAAGGACUCCCGAAUCAACAGCGCUACACCUGCCCACGGCUCCAUUGUGUAGAAAGUGAAUGUGUGUCCUCCUCUACUGGGAGAGGCGACCGUGGACGUCAGAGGGCAAACGCAGAUAAGCACGAGGCUGGACCAACGCUAUCUGCGAAAAGAGGAAUGACUGGAAUGAAGCUGGAAAAUAAGUUAGGCAAUGUAUAA
This is a messenger RNA of Knipowitschia caucasica, 486 nucleotides long. The record is from the annotation of a GenBank genome assembly. Lineage: Eukaryota; Metazoa; Chordata; Actinopteri; Gobiiformes; Gobiidae.